Messenger RNA from Dicentrarchus labrax (European seabass), 5471 nucleotides. It is a transcript of the gene midn, whose product is annotated as midnolin. Gene Ontology annotation, molecular function: protein binding. The record is from RefSeq and is a predicted model, not a curated record. Gene Ontology annotation, cellular component: nucleus. Lineage: Eukaryota; Metazoa; Chordata; Actinopteri; Moronidae.
GGUGUCUCACCUUCCCGACUACGCUCUCAUUACCAAGAAAGACGCCGGUGUGUCAACAACACGCCGAGGCAUCUUCGGACAUAACCGCUCCUUAUUGGUCAGGAGUCUCGAGGUCUGGUGCGUAAACGUCGCGCGCUGGACACGCACGGGCCUGUCAGAGAAUUUACUGAGAAAACCUUGUGGAUAUUCGAGUGGUUGGAUUUAUCUGCGAUUUUUCUUUUCUUUUUUCACCGUCACUGUCUGGGUUUAUUUUACAUGCCAAAGCUGGGGGAACAGACACAACAGACUUCAGCGCGAAGCCUCACAGUUUUCGCCACAAUAAUUGGUUAUCGGAUGGACCAGCAUCCCAGCGCCCGGAGCUGCACCAGUCGCGGGGCUUCGUCCUGCGAGGCCGUCCCGACUGAGCCCUCCAUGAAUCUGUACAUCCACUCCACCACCGGCACACGCUUCGAGCUCUCCCUGCCCCUGGAGGAGACCGUGGAGGGACUGAAGAGGAGGCUUUCGCAAAAACUCAAAGUACCAAAAGAGAGACUCGCUCUGCUGCACAAAGAAACGCGACUAAGUUCAGGCAAACUCCAGGAUCUAGGCAUCUCUGAUGGGAGCAAGUUAACACUUGUACCAACAGUUGAAGCAGGAUUAAUGUCUCAAGCAUCAAGACCAGAACAGUCGGUAAUGCAAGCCUUGGAGAGUUUAACAGAAACUCAGGUCAGUGACUUCCUGUCCGGCCGCUCACCUCUCACCCUGGCACUGCGUGUCGGGGAUCACAUGAUGUUCGUCCAGCUCCAGUUGGCGGCACAGCAGUCUGGUGGCCCCCAGCUCCAGCACAGACACCUCAUCACCCGGGGCAACGCGGAGACCGCAAUGGGACAGCCCACGGGGCAGCCCCGUGUUCCCCACCCUCACCCACACUCCCACCACCACCCCCAUCAUCCACACAGUCACCCCAGCCCCCACUUGUCCCAGCCUCACCUGGUUCCUUCCUCCCCCUCUUCCCCGGGCUCCCCUUCCUUCCCCCUGCCCUCCACACACCACCAGCCACUCCCUCCCAUGUACCACCAGUCGCCCUCCUCUGCUCACUGUAGCCCCCCAACUCCUCCUCCUCCACCCCACUCCCCUCGCCCAUCACACAUCCCUGGAAGUCUCUUUCGCUCUCCAGCCCAUCACCAUCAUCACCACCACCACUACCACCAGCCUCCCUCAGGCCAACCCAGCCAUGACAUCGGCCAGGCCAGCCCUGUAGCCCCAGUCCUCUGCCCUGAGGCUAACUGCAGCCCCAACAGCCCCAACAGCCCCAGCAGCCCCAACAGCACCAACAGCACCAACAGCCCCAACAGCCCCAACAGUGGCACCAGUCCCUCAACACGCUCCCGUAAACCUGGCGCCAUCAUUGAGAGCUUUGUUAACCAUGCUCCCGGAGUCUUCUCAGGGACUUUUUCAGGCACUUUGCACCCUAACUGCCAGGACAGCAAUGGGCGUCCCAGACGAGAUAUUGGUACCAUCCUGCAGAUUCUCAAUGACCUCCUGAGCGCUACACGCCACUACCAGGGCAUGCCCCCUUCCCUCACCCAGCUCCGCUACCAGACACAGUGUGGUUCACCCACCUCCCCAUCCCCCUCGCCACCUCCUUCACCCCCAGUCGCUGGCAUGACGGGCCUCUCUGCCAAAGCUACCUCUGUGCCUGCCGGCAACCCUAGCACCCCUCCACCGACUCUUCAUCCUCUGGUACAGUGCCAGAGCCAGAUCCGCAUGUGCAAACCCCCUGGUGACCGCAUUCGUCAGACUGAGAACCGUGCAACUCGCUGUAAGGUGGAACGCCUGCAGCUGUUGAUGCAGCAGAAGCGCCUGCGCAGGAAGGCCAGGCGCGACCAGCGUGCUCCUUAUCAGUGGCUGCCCAACCGGAAGGCUGGACGCAGCAACAGCAACAGCAGCAUGUCCAGCGAGGGCUCCCUGGACCUGGACUUUGACGAUUCAGUGUGGAAGCCCGACGUCAAGGCUGACUUGAAGUCCGAGUUCGUCAUGGCCUGAACCGUCUGAUCCCACAUGCUGUGGGGGAUGGAUUCAGAGAUGUGCAAGGCAUUGCUUGGGAUUUACUUAGAGAUAUAUUUUGAGAGAAUGGAUUGGCAGGAGGUGACACAGAACUGUGCAAAGGGGAAAUCAAAGUUGUGACUGGCGUCUGUCACUUGAAAAAAAAAAGGCUCCCUACAGACUUUAAUCCCAUUCUGUCAUUCACAGUUGACCUUGUGAAAAACAGCAACAAUAGCAACAGAACUUUCUUUUGAUGCUUGGAUUUGGACAGGCAACUACUGGACUUAACAGUGUACAAGACUUUUUACAGUAUGAUUACAGAGACCGUACCUGAACUUGAGCAUAGCAGAAUUCAGUGGGUGGUGGUGGUGGUAUUUUUGUUUUCCUUUUGUUUUCUAAGAUUUGUUUUUUAAAGCGCACUCUGGACAGCAAUGAAGAGAUCCACACUGGACUUAUUAACAGGACAGGAGCACCAGAGGCCUCAGUGUUUCCUAAUCACAAGAAUGGCAGAACUGCCGAACUAUGGAUUAUUCCAAUGGGCAUUCUUAUCGAUCUCAAAACUCACCAACCAGAGUCUAGUUUUUACUUGUUACGGGGUGGUUAAACUUUCUUUUUUUUUUUUUUCAUUUUGAAACAUAUUAUUAUAUUUUAUAAACAAAAUAUGUAGCAUUGUUCACAAAGCAUUCAGGUUUUCAUAUAACAGUUCAAAGUAGUUUGCACAUUUUCUUGAUUUAUAACAGCUGGUCAAUGUGUGCAAGAAGGAGGUGGGGCCUGAAAUAGAAUUAAAAAAUGAAUAUGGAAGUAUUGAUAUCAACCUCAGUGACAUAGGGUAUCGAUAGGAAUGAUUAAUGAAUAAACAAAAUGAAUUAAUAUUAACAGAAAGUGCUUUAGAGGAUUUUAAAAUCUUUAAAAUGUAUAUGGAAAAAAAAUAAUCUAUUUUUUAUUUCUCUUCCUAUCUGCUGUUUUCAAAAAACAGCAGCCCUCUGUGGCUUUAGUCAAGUCGUUGACUACCAACAAAUACGUACAUCCAUCCAAUCAUUCAUUAGCUCAUUCAUGAAUUAUAGUCGUCUAGCCACAACAAAUGAUACGGAAAGAUAAAUUUCAUCCAGCCCACCUCAUGUCGUACAGACCUGAAUGGACUUGUUGAGGGUUUGUAUUAGUUUGUGUACAUAUAUGUGACAAUUGGCAAAGGUUUAUGAGGGUGUGUGUAUGUUUGACUUUAGUGUAAAUUGAUUUAUAAUAUCCCAUGUUUUUGUCUGAGUUGUCUUCUCCCAAAUAACUCCUUGGUUUCUCAAAAUCCUGAAGAUCAGCUGCAGUGAAUGCAUGGGUCACUACUUUAUAUCACAGCUAGAUAAAACGUCAAAAUUCUUAGUUGGUUAACAGUUCUAGGCCCAUUUGAUGUGUACCUUUCCUCAUAAUAGUGACUCUAUUUUUUUAUUGGCAAAGAGGGAGAAGAAGUGGGAUCUGUAUCCAGCAUCAUUAUCUAGUGCCUCCACCAGUACAUCCAUUGACAUAUCAGGUUAGGCCUUUCACAGUUCCGCUGCUACUUACGGGGACUUCAGAUGAAAAAAAAAAAGAAGCGAGAGGGAAAAAGUGACUUUUCUUUGCAUGCAGAAGUGUGAAUUACACUGAUCUUUUUUCUAUUGAUGGAAGAAAAAAAAGAAACUGGUGCUGUGGGAAUGAAGGUUAACAACUUGCAUGAAUUUGUGAAGAAAAUAAACAAUGCUGCUUUUGUUGGUUAGGUUUUUGUAAUUUUUAUUUUUCAAUGUUAGAACAACAGUGUCCUGCUAAAGUAUUACGACGCAAAACCAAAACAGAUGAAGUUAAGUGUGGACUCGCGUCUUGCUCAGCACUGAACAUUCCUGUUGUGUGACAAUGAAGACGAUGAUGAUGAGCAAAGAGCAACUGACUCUCUCUCUACUCCCCGAACGCUGGUUUUACCCCCCAUUACUCUCAAGGACCCAGACAGCCUACGAACUGUUCAACCACCUCCCCUCCUCCCAGCCUGAACGCCAACAGAGGCUCACGUGGACGUACUCUCGCAGGGAACCAACAGACCAACGGAUUUCUAGUGCUGUCCGUCAAAACCUACUCGAGAGAAGCAUCCGGUCUGUCUCUUUAUCUGUCUGUCUGUAUGAUCGAUCGACCACCCUACCACAAUUGCACUCCCAGAGAUUGCAGUGAGAGAUUACCUUUUUGGUGAACCUCAUCUUUUUUUUAAGUGGCCUUACCUUUCACUAAAAAAAAUGAGACACUUGGGGACAAUGGGGGCGGGAAUGUUUUUUUGGUUUUUAAACUUUCUGUGUGCAUUGUUGUCGGACUUGUUGUCAUCAAGGCGCCAUUUUUUGUCACUGAGGACACUGGGCAUCUGUUGUUUAGUGCUUUUAGCUGGUGGAGUCUCUAUUAUGUCAAGGCUUCUGUGCCUUAAAAAUGUUGCCCUUGCUGUGUCAGUGUCAGAUUUAAGCUUGUUUUCAUUGGUUGAUACACAGGACUGUAGUAUUCGCAGCCACGAGCGUCGUAGAUUUUAGGGGUUAAGCGCGUUUGAGCGAAUCAAAUACUAUUCAAAAAUUGGUGUUGUUCCUCAAAUGCGGCCUUUGUCCCAUUUCUUUAUUGUGUUGCCAUGCUUGUUGGUCUCCGUUGUCCGAACCUCAGAUCCCUCUUAACUCCUCCCACCAACAAGCUGAAAAAGCUACAAAUCUGUGUAACUUGUGUUAACUGAGGAGGUUUACACCACAGUACUUGGGUGGCAAGUAACAGCCCUGAUUCAGAAUAAGAAAGGUCCUCUGAGGACUCCAGACUACAUGCACUUCCUGUUUCCUUGGAUACAACAUUAUUAAAGGACAAUUUAUCCCCUGCCCCUCCCAAAUUUUAUUUAAUUUUUUUUGUAUAUGUAUGAACUAUACUCUGUGUGUGCCUCACUUCUGUGUGAAACUCAAAAAGAUGAAACAAAACAAAAAAGAUGACAAAAGCAUUACAGAGAGGAUAAAAAACAGUAUGUUGGUGGAAUUCUGAUCAUUUAAGUUGCCUGUUCUUUCUUGUAGCCAACUAUUGAAAAUAACAGGAUUCAAGAAUACAAUUUACAAUGUUCUAGCUCUAGACCGGUGUAGCACAUGUGUGACUGUAUUAAUUUAUGAAACCAAAAUGGUAACUGUGAAUUAUGUAUUUCUUUGUGCAUUUUUUUAAAAAGCGGGGGAGAAGGUUGUCGGGACAUGGCAGCAGCUGAUGUUGUGUCCGAAAAAACAUUUUGUUUUUGGUGGAAUAUAAUGGAAACAAAACGUGUUUCCGAAAAAGAAAAAAAAGGAAAAAAAUGGGGGAAAAAAAGAAAAAAAAUGUAAAAAAUAUAUGAAUAUAUUUUUUUUCUUAAGCAAUACAUUUCAGUGUGACUUGUGAUAGAACAUUUUCUUUUUUUAGGUAAUAAAUAAAUAAAAAACAAAAUGAGUACGUCA